Musa acuminata AAA Group (dessert banana) is the source of this 1649-nucleotide messenger RNA. RefSeq names its product protein MODIFIER OF SNC1 11-like. The transcript is spliced from 5 exons. The record is from RefSeq and is a predicted model, not a curated record. Gene Ontology annotation, cellular component: nucleus. Lineage: Eukaryota; Viridiplantae; Streptophyta; Magnoliopsida; Zingiberales; Musaceae. The coding region runs from base 909 to 1508 and encodes 199 amino acids. Gene Ontology annotation, biological process: poly(A)+ mRNA export from nucleus.
UCCUCCCUCUCUUCUCUCCUUGGUUUGUUACUUUGGGUUCCUCUUGCGAUCGAUUGAAACUUGAUCGAUCGGAUUGGACGUCGUGAUCUCAAGGAGAUACUUAUGAACCGGGGAAGAUCUCGCCGUUACUUGAUAUGGUCUCGAGUGCUCCGGUUCUUCGCACCAAAGUUUCAGUGAGACCUUCUUCCGUUUGUUCCUUCGGAUUCCUCUAUCGAUCUAUUGAAAUUAUAACCUGUUAACCGAUCGAAUUGGAUGUCGUGAUCUCCGUUACAAGAAGGCGAAACUUAUGAAAAGGUUGACAUCUCACCGUUUCUUGAUCUGGUGUCGAGUGCUCCCACACUUCGCUCCAAAGAUUCGGUGAGACCCUCCUCGCUCUCAUGUCUCUUCCGUUUGCUCCUGUGGGUUCCUCUUUCGAUCUAUUGAAACUAUAACUUGUUGAUCGAUCGGAUUAGACGUCGUGAUUUCCAUUACAAGAAGCAGAAACUUAUGAAUAGGGUGAGAUCUCGCCGUUUCUUGAUAUGGUCUCGAGUUUUCGGUGAGACCCUUCUCCCUCUCUUCCGUUCGUUCCUUUGGAUUCCUCUCGCGAUCGAUCGAAAAUAUAGAUCUGUUGAUCGAUCGGAUUGGAGGUCGUGAUCUCCAUUACAAGGAGAAACUUAUGAAUACGCGGAGAUUUCACCGUUUCUUGGUCUGGUGCUGAGUGCUCCGACUCUUCGCUCCAAAGUUUCGACCUUUGCCUGUCGUCCCAAGCGGCACUGCGAGUUUGAGACGAGUAACUGAACCGGUUUGAUCGGUGGCUUGGAGUCGGUGGUACCGCACCUUUUAUUGGUUUCCAACAACGAACUGACGCCACUUACCGCUCGGCCCUACCACCUCGCCUGUGCCUCCCUCUCACCGACCCCCAAAUCCUCAUGGCGUCCCAAAACCCCCAUGCUUCCGCCGAGCCCGGAAAGAAAGCCCUAGAGACACCUCCACCUCCGGCAGCGGCCGCCGACAAACCCGCUCCUCCGGCGGCAUGCCUUGAAAACCCUAUUCCCUCGCCCGACGCGAGCUCUGCCCGAUUGGAUCCCGCAAUCCAUGGGAACGCUGCGGCCGUGGGAUCCAACUCGGUCUUGACGAGUGCCAUGCAGAACGGCCCCGUCACUGAUCUGCAGAAGAAGCUUCGGCGAGCCGAGCGAUUCGGGACGGCGGUAAUGCUUUCCGAAGAGGAGAAACGAAAUUCACGAGCAGAGAGGUUUGGAACUGGGUCAACAUUAAGUGGACCAAAGAAUGUUGGACUUCUAGAGGAGCAAAAGAGAAAAGCCCGGGCAGAGAGGUUUGGGCUUAAGAAUGACACUGUAGCUGAUGAGGCCGCAAAGAAGAAGGCACGGUUGGAAAGAUUUGCAACAAACUCCAAGAUGGAUGAUAGUUCAGAAGAUGAGAAAAGGAAGGCAAGAGCAAUCAGGUUUUCACAAGGCUCACCUAAUGUUAUCGGGCAAGUGAACUCUGACAUGGUAGGUCUCUGUAGCUGAGUUUCAUUCUCGAUGCAAAGAGAACAGUUGCGCAUUUCCCUUAAGCUUGAUUUUUUUUUUUUUGUUAUUCUGUUUACUGAAACUAUGUAGAUCACACAUGAUGGAGGUUUUUAAUGAUUUAGGAACUCCAAAUCUUUUUCA